Messenger RNA from Oncorhynchus nerka (sockeye salmon), 4117 nucleotides. RefSeq lists its product as uncharacterized. The transcript is spliced from 6 exons. NCBI's taxonomy places the organism in Eukaryota, Metazoa, Chordata, Actinopteri, Salmoniformes, Salmonidae. Gene Ontology annotation, cellular component: membrane; extracellular region. The coding region runs from base 560 to 2341 and encodes 593 amino acids. The record is from RefSeq and is a predicted model, not a curated record. Gene Ontology annotation, molecular function: lipid binding. Gene Ontology annotation, biological process: lipid transport; lipoprotein metabolic process.
AUACAUGUCACAUGUAGUCCGCCUGUGUGUUCAUCUAUAAGUUACACAUACAUGAGGUGUUGCUUUAAUUGUUUUUUUGAAACCAGGUUUGCUGUUCACUUACUCCAUAUGAGAUAUAAAUAUUGCCUUGUAUUUUUUACAGGUAACAUACCACAUCUGUCGGAAAUGGGUAUUACAUUUGUCAGCUACCCUCUGCAGUCACUAGUAUGUUACAGAAUAUCUAGUCUCAAAAAUAAAACUUUAAAAUGAACACACAAAAAAUAGGCCACAAUGUUGUUCCACGCAACAGAUUUGUUUACUAAAGAAUUUGCUCUGUGUUUAGCGUGUCUUUCUCGCCUCGCAGUCUCAAUCAUUCAAAGGCAUGGCGGUGACGUGGCCAAGCGUUCUUAUUAUAGCACAAUGGGUCCAACUUGAGUUUGGUAAAGGAAAACGAAACUGAGAAGACAACAUUCCCGAUGUAGGGAGACUGAACAGCAUUCAGCCCCUUUGUCAAGUUCCAUUGGACAUACACUGGGGACAAGGCAACACUGUUCAGUAACGAUAUCAGCCAAACCAGGAAAUGUCCAAACACAGGGAAAGCAUCAUGUCACGAUCAGCAUUAACAAGGGAGCUCUUGGGCCAGUACAUCUCAGACACCCUCAGCCACAUUCACACAGUGAGGGAGUUCUGUGACAGGCAUUCCAAAUGGGCCCUUCAGAGGGAGACAGAACUGAAAAUGAUGAGGGACAUCAAGGAGAGGGCCGAGAGAAUUGACCUUAAGUUCGACCAUGUCCGUAACUCAGCAACCAAGGCCAAGGCGUUUGGGGAGUUCGUAUGGAGCGGUCUGACCCAGGUGACUGCAGACAGUAGGCGUGAGGAGCUGGAGAAGGAGCUGGGGGCUGUACUAAAGGACACUCUGGGAGGCCUGGAGAAGCUGGAUUACUUCCUGAAUGCUGUGGAGUGUCUGGCGGUCACCUGUCUGUUGGUGUUUGAGGAGAACAGGUUCCUCUGUCUGCCUCAGGGGACGAGCCCUGCCAGUGUUCAGGCUGUCAUCAUUGCUGCCAGAAUGGCCUGCCCUCUCCUCAUCCAUUUUAAGAGGGAUGCUAAGGCUUUCUUUAUGCCCAGCCUCCUCAAUGUAGAGGUGCUGGCCUGCCAACUCGUUAGAUACAUACAAAUCAGCCAGCAGGUCUGUAAAAGGAUGGAGAAGGGAUUACAGAUCAGACCAGAGUCUGAAAAUAAACUUGGCUACAUCAGUCAAAUGCUGUUUUGGAAAAAGAAGAAUGACAUCCCUGUGGUCAACCUUGGUGCUGAUGUGCGGAAAGAGUCCAUACAAAAGAUGCUGGACCAUUUGAAUCAGCUGAGUGAUAUCAGGAUGGACCAGAACCUCAGACUGACAUUCCUGUUCCAAGGGGCUGCUCAGCGCUUCAUUGGUCAGUUCAGCCAGUGCCGACCCAGGAUGGAGCAGUUUCUGACCGAGUUGGAGGAGAAUGCUGUGCAGCUGGACAGAAUGAAGCUGGGGGCUAAGAUCUCCAGUGUGGCAGGCAGCUCAGUGAGGGUGGCUGGAGGGAUCCUAACCAUCGUGGGCUUAGCCCUGACCCCUGUCACUGGUGGAGUGUCACUGGCCCUCACAAUUGCAGGGGCCAGCCUGGGGCUCACCAGUGGGGUCAACAGUAUAACCACUGGUAUCACAGAGAUGAAGGUCAAUAGCAUCCAUGAGAAGAAAGCCAGUGAAAUAUUUCAGAGUUUCAUGGAGGAUGUAGAGAGUCUUCAGGAGUGUCUGGAGGAUGUGGCCAGGAAUAUGGAGCCCAUCCUGGGGCAAAGCAAGGUGGAUGUCGUGCUGGGAGCAGGGAACGUGAUUUUCACAGCCGGGGCCAUCAGAAAAGGCAUCGACACCAUAAUAGACUGUGCCUCAGCUCUGAGUGUGAAGACCUUUGCAAAUGAAGAUCUGAUCGCAAGCGCUGGUAAGCUGGUGCUCCAGGAAGGCAAAGCAGCACGAAACCUACCCAAGCUAGCAGGGGACAUCCCGGACAUUGGACAGGUGGCCGAAGGCACCCCACUAGCCCUCUCCAGCUCGGCGCGGGCUGGUUUUAUCACUCUCAACGCCCUCUUCAUUGGCCUGGAUGUCUUCUUCAUCUGUAAAGACAGCGUCAGCCUGGCCAAAGGCAGCAAGAGUGAGAGAUCCCAGCUCAUCCGUGCCAGAUCAGCAUUGUGGCGCACAGAGUUGGACUCCUGGCAGAGGAUCCAUGACUCGCUGUGUAGAGGAAUUUGGAAGUCCAGGAAGUGCCAGAGAAUCCUGGAGCAGCCAUUUUACCCUCUGGAGCAUAAUCUGAAAAAGAAAAAAUCAAUGUGUAUCACGCAGUAGGACAACAUCAAAUACUUACCAGUUUUAAGUUGGGGCCUCUCAAACAUACUGUACAGUGGCACUUGUAAUGUUCAACAGUCAAAAAUAGAUGACACAAAGCACUUUUUCCAUGUUUAUGAAUCAUUCUAUACACGAGUCUAUAAAACAAAAAUUAAGGUAAUUUGAUGAAAUGUAUUCAGUUUACUUGUUCAGAGUAGUCUGUUUAAUGUCAUGUUUACAAUGAUGUGUUCAGUCAAUACUGAAAGUGAAAUAUAAUGUUUCUAUGAUUGUGAUGCUGACUUGUACCUUCAUACACAGAAGACUCACAUUCCUCACUUCAGCAGUAGUUGAAGAUGUCUUGCUAACAGGCAAUGAAACAUGUUAGUACAAUUUAUUCUGAUGUUGACUUGUGUGGAAAUGUUAUGAAAUGGAAAGGGACUGAUCAUGUCUGGCCUUUUUUGUGUUAAUAAUAAUAAUAGGCCUACUUGCUGGUAUUCUGAAGGGGUAUAUAUAUAUAUAUAAGGUGGUCUUUGGUACUGCAUUCUCCUCAUGACAAUUUAAUACCAGACAUCAAUGAUCCUGGCCUCCUCCAGGAUCGCUGUGGACAAUGUCCCUCCGGACCCCCUCCCAAACUAGGCAUCUGCCACUGUCAUCUGCCUCUCGGCAUCCUUGCCCUGCCUCCUCACCGCCUCCUUGGUUCUCACCCACACCACGUCAAACACUCCUUCUGCCUAGGAUGCCAUGUCCCACAGCACUCUUCCCCGCCUCUCUCCGAUAAAGAGUAUUCACAACCCUGAGACCUCAAAGAGAGAAACUGCUUGGCCUAAAUGAACAAACAGAAUAGCAUAGUUCUAUUUCAUUGCAUAUAUCUUUAAACAACCUUUUCUCACAGUAUGUAUUAUAGCUGUCAAUGAAAAUCACUCAUGACAUCACUACAAUCAUUGUAUUGAGACUGUCAGGACAGUUUAUCUGACUGCAGUGUUUUCACUUCCUGUUUCUAGUUUUGCCAGGAUAGAUUAAAAAAACUGACCUGGUUGAAAAUCUGAGCUUCCAUUUCCACCAUGACCUCAUCUGAAUCCACCGUUUAUCAUACUUGUAUGAUAUGGCAACACACAACCAGUGCCGCCAAAUAUAAUCCACUUUCAUCAGAACAAUGUAUACAACAGCUGUUUUCCCCGGUCCUCUCCCUCCCGUCUUGGGACAUCUUGUCUGAAUGGCUUACGGUCUAUAGCCAGAAGUCUGGCUGUGAGGGAGACAAGCUUCUGGACACUGGCUCAGUGCCAGAUGAGUUGGGAGGGGUAGUUUCUGGACAGGGCCCUGGCGAUAACGAAACAGACUCACUUAUCAGUCACACAUCUCUGGCAAACAAGAUUGAAUGUAAGAGCUCACCCUUAGUAUAGAAUGAAGUUCAUAUGGCAUUAUGUUUGAAGAUCUCAAACAGCUACAUAUGAAUUAUUUGGCAAAUGAAAGCAUUGACUGGAAGAACACCUUCACAGUAGCUCAGCUUUGACCAGGUGUUUGAGGAGUAGACAGGUGACAUGCCUUGGAAGUCAUCCGAGACACAGAUCAGCAUACAGAUGGAUGUAGCUCUGCCCUCAACAACUACCCAGUAACCAUUCACUCAACCUGUAUACAGAAACAUCAAGUAUCUAAAUAUACCAGAAACCUAAAUUGCUAUUAACAAUAUAUACACUUCACAGAAGAGCAGAAUAGGAAUCAUUGACUCAUUUUGAUGACUCAUGCCUGCUUAGUGAUUAUUUUUCAGUGGGAGAAAAUACAAAAUAAAUGGAAACAAGA